This is a messenger RNA of Drosophila serrata, 4602 nucleotides long. RefSeq names its product Ecdysone-induced protein 75B (gene Eip75B). Gene Ontology annotation, molecular function: RNA polymerase II cis-regulatory region sequence-specific DNA binding; nuclear receptor activity; zinc ion binding. Lineage: Eukaryota; Metazoa; Arthropoda; Insecta; Diptera; Drosophilidae. Gene Ontology annotation, biological process: negative regulation of transcription by RNA polymerase II; positive regulation of transcription by RNA polymerase II; hormone-mediated signaling pathway. The record is from RefSeq and is a predicted model, not a curated record.
AGCAAGAAAAGCGCGCGAAAACUCAUAAUCACAAUUUGAAUAAAUCAAGCGAAAGAAAGAGAGAUAGCCAAGCAGCAACACAUGUUCAAUAGCAAAUAAUAGCAAUUAUUUUUGUUGGUGCCAGUGAAGUGAGAUUUAAGUGAAGUGCGUGCAAUGUUCCUUAUUAGCAAAUCGUAGAGCAACCAACAAUCGAGAGUUCAAGUGUCAUUCUGAAGCCAAAAAGCAAACAAAAAUCUCUAAUUCUAAAAUGGUUUGUGCAAUGCAAGAGCAGCAGCAGCAACAGCAGCAGCAGCAACAGCAACAACAGCAGAUGCCGCAGCAGCAACAUGCCACAACGAUAGUGUUGCUGACGGGCAAUGGCGGCGGCAAUUUGCACAUUGUUGCUGCACCGCAGCAAAUGCAGCAGCAACAUCAGCAACAGCAGCAGCAGCUGCAGGUCAAGAGCCAGCAGCUAAAGCAGCAGCAUUCGGCAUUGGUCAAGUUGCUGGAAUCAGCGCCCAUCAGCAAGCAACAGCAGACGCCCAAACAAAUCAUUUACCUGCAACAGCAGCAGCAGCAACAACAGCAGCAGCAACAGCAACCGCAACGCAAAAGACUGAAAAACGAAGCAGCAAUCGUACAACAGCAACAGCAAACACCUGCAACAUUAGUAAAGACAACCACCAACAAUAGCAACAUCAGCAAAAACACGCAGACAACAAAUAGUAUUAGUCAGCAGCAGCAGCAGAUUGUGUUGCUGCUGCAGCAUCAGCAGCAACAGCAGCCGCAACAACCUGCAACACCAAAGCCAUGUGCCGAUCUGAGCGCCAAAAAUGACAGCGAAUCGGGUAUCGAUGAGGACUGCCCCAACAGCGAUGAGGAUUGCCCUGCAACUGCCACAUCCCUAGAUGAUAGUGGCAGCAGCAGCUACGAGCAAUAUCAGUGUCCGUGGAAAAAGAUUCGAUAUGCGCGGGAGCUCAAGCAGCGGGAACUGGAGCAGCAGCAGACCACCACUACCACCAGCACCAGCACCAGCAUCCCCAGCCAAGAGCAACAACAGCAGCAACAGCAUCAAGAGCAACAACUUGAUGUGAAGCCAACUGUUAUGCCCAAUGGCAACAUCAAGCAGCUGCACUGUGAUAGUCCCUUUUCCGCGCAAACACACAAGGAGAUCGCCAAUCUCCUGCGACAACAAUCCCAGCAGUCUCAGCAGCAGCAGCAGCAGCAGCAACAUCACCUGCAACAUCAACAGCAGCAGCAGCAGCAACAGUUACAGCAGCAGCAGCAGCGAAGGGAUAGCUCUGACAGCAACUGUUCGCUGAUGAGCAACUCGAGCAACUCCAGUGCGGGCAAUUGUUGCACCUGCAACAGUGGCAGCAGCAGCGAUGAGCAGCAGCUGGACGAAAUGGAGGAGGCUCAGGAUUCGGGUUGCGAUGAUGAACUGUGCGAGCAACAUCAUCAGCGAUUGGACUCCUCGCAGCUGAACUAUCUGUGCCAGAAGUUCGAUGAGAAUCUGGACACGGCGCUGAGCAAUAGCAGCAGCAACAAUGUGGAAAGAAAUACACCAGCAACACUACCAGCCACCGAAGAUGCAGAUGGCUUCUUUCGACGCUCCAUCCAGCAAAAGAUCCAGUAUCGGCCCUGCACCAAAAAUCAACAGUGCAGCAUUCUGCGUAUCAAUCGCAAUCGCUGUCAAUAUUGCCGCCUGAAAAAGUGCAUUGCCGUUGGCAUGAGUCGCGAUGCUGUGCGCUUUGGACGCGUGCCGAAGCGCGAGAAGGCGCGCAUUUUGGCCGCCAUGCAGCAGAGCACCCAAAAUCGUGGCCAACAGCGUGCAUUAGCCACCGAGCUGGAUGAUCAGCCACGCCUACUUGCCGCCGUGCUACGCGCCCACCUCGAGACCUGUGAAUUUACCAAGGAGAAGGUCUCGGCGAUGCGGCAAAGGGCACGCGAUUGCCCCUCAUAUUCGAUGCCCACAUUGCUGGCCUGCCCACUGAAUCCCGCCCCAGAGCUGCAAUCGGAGCAGGAAUUCUCGCAAAGAUUCGCUCAUGUUAUCCGCGGUGUCAUCGACUUUGCUGGCAUGAUACCCGGCUUCCAGCUGCUCACCCAGGAUGAUAAAUUCACGCUCCUAAAGGCCGGCCUCUUUGAUGCCCUCUUUGUGCGUUUGAUCUGCAUGUUUGAUUCGUCAAUCAAUUCGAUUAUAUGCCUCAAUGGUCAGGUUAUGCGACGUGAUGCCAUCCAGAAUGGUGCCAAUGCCCGUUUCCUGGUGGAUUCCACCUUUAAUUUUGCCGAGCGCAUGAACUCGAUGAACCUGACGGAUGCAGAGAUUGGUCUCUUCUGCGCCAUUGUCCUGAUCACACCCGAUCGUCCGGGACUGCGCAAUUUGGAGCUGAUUGAGAAGAUGUAUUCACGUCUCAAGGGUUGCCUGCAGUAUAUUGUGGCCCAGAAUAGGCCCGAUCAGCCCGAAUUCUUGGCCAAAUUGUUGGAAACGAUGCCCGAUCUGCGUACAUUGAGCACCCUGCAUACCGAGAAAUUGGUUGUAUUCCGCACGGAGCACAAGGAACUGCUCCGCCAGCAAAUGUGGUCCAUGGAGGAUGGUAAUAACAGUGAUGGACAGCAGAAUAAGUCCCCAACUGGCAGUUGGGCCGAUGCCAUGGAUGUGGAGGCGGCCAAGAGUCCGUUGGGUUCCGUUUCCAGCAGUGAAUCGGCGGAUUUGGAUUAUGGCAGUCCGAGCAGCUCACAGCCACAGAGUGUGGGCGUGGCUUUGGCCUCACCGCCCCAGCAGCAGCAGCAACAGCAGCAACAGCCCUCGGCUUUGGCCAGUUCGGCUCCCCUGCUGGCGGCCACCCUCUCCGGCGGUUGUCCGCUCAGAAAUAGAGCCAACUCUGGUUCGAGUGGUGAUUCUGGGGCAGCUGACAUGGAUAUUGUUGGCUCCCAUGCACAUCUCACCCAGAAUGGGCUGACAAUCACACCGAUUGUGCGACACCACCAGCAGCAGCAGCAGCAACAGCAGCAACAUCAGCAACUCCAGCAGCAGCAGCAGCAGCAACUUCACCCGCAGCAGCAACAGCAGAUGCAUCAUCAGCAACAUCCACAGCUGCAUCAUCAUUUGACCGCUGGAGCGGCUCGCUACCGAAAGCUAGAUUCACCCACAGAUUCGGGCAUUGAGUCGGGCAACGAGAAGAACGAAUGCAAAGCGGUCAGUUCCGGUGGCAGCUCCUCCUGCUCCAGUCCCCGUUCCAGUGUGGAUGAUGCAUUGGAUUGCAGUGAUGCCGCCGCUCAGGCUCAGGCCCAGGUGGUGCAACAUCCCCAGCUGAGUGUGGUGACUGUGUCACCAGUACGUUCACCCCAACCCUCGAGCAGUGGUCAUCUCAAGCGGCAGAUUGUUGAGGAUAUGCCAGUGCUGAAGCGUGUGUUGCAGGCUCCACCGCUCUACGAUACCAACUCGCUGAUGGAUGAGGCCUACAAGCCGCACAAGAAGUUCCGGGCCCUGAGACAUCGUGAAUUCGAGACCGCCGAGGCUGAUGCCAGCAGUUCUACUUCCGGUUCGAAUAGCCUGAGUGCGGUGAGUCCCCGCCAGAGUCCGGUGCCGAAUAGUGUGGCCACGCCACCACCCUCGGUGACACCCGCCGCCCUGGGAAAUCCCGCCCAGAGUCAGCUGCAUAUGCAUUUGACCCGUAGCAGCCCCAAAGCCUCGAUGGCUAGCUCACAUUCGGUGUUGGCCAAAUCCCUGAUGGCCGAACCCCGCAUGACGCCCGAGCAGAUGAAGCGCAGCGAUAUCAUUCAAAACUAUCUGAAGCGUGAGAAUAGCACGGCGGCCAGCAGCACCACCAAUGGUGUGGGUAACCGUAGUCCCAGCAGCAGCUCCACACCGCCACCGGUUCAGCAGCAAGGUCAGCAGCAGCCACAAAGGUGGGGCAGCAGUUCGGUGAUUACCACCACCUGCCAGCAGCGUCAGCAAUCCGUAUCGCCGCAUAGUAAUGGCUCCAGCUCCAGCUCAAGCUCUAGCUCCAGCUCCAGUUCGUCCUCCUCCUCCACAUCCUCCAACUGCAGUUCCAGCUCCGCUGGCAGCUGUCAAUAUUUCCAAUCGCCGCACUCCACCAGCAAUGGUUCCAGUGCCCCGGCGAGUUCCAGCUCCGGUUCGAAUCCCACUCCCCUCCUGGAACUCCAGGUGGAUAUUGCCGACUCGGCGCAACCGUUGAAUUUGUCCAAGAAAUCACCGACGCCGCCGCCCAGCAAGUUGCACGCUUUGGUGGCUGCCGCCAAUGCCGUUCAGCGUUAUCCCACACUAUCCGCUGAUGUCACAGUGACGGCAUCCAAUGGUAAUGGUGGUCCCCCCUCAGCGGCGGCAAGUCCUGCUCCCAGCAGCAGUCCGCCGGCGAGUGUGGGUUCCCCGAAUCCGGGUUUGACCACCACCGUGCACAAGGUCAUGCUGGAGGCGUAAGGUGGUGGAGUGGUGAAGUGUUGAAGAGUGGGAGAGACAGAGACUGGGAGUGGCACGAGGAGGAGAAGGAUCAGCAAGGAUCGUCAGGCGUUGAGUUAAAUUAUUUUACCUUUUAAUUGAGCCGUGUACAAAGUUUCAAAGCAAAAAACAAAAAUAUAUGAAAAAAACAAUGCAUGCAAUUU